UUGCAUAUGACAACCAGCGGGAAGCUCAAUAUCUCCACUUCAUCGGCCAUAAGUGCAGACUACCCUGAUGUGACAAAUCCUUCCUUUCACCACCAUACGCUGGUCAACAAAACGCUCAAAACGCUCGCUAUAACUCCCAGCACGUCACUGUCGAUAUUUCAAGGACUGCGAUUGGUCCUCUGUCCCAAAGGAAAAGCUCUUCGCCUGCGAAUGCCCGCCAAACAGUAGUGGUAUCUCCCAUAAAUAAACAACAACAACAACAACUCUCAGUGCACCACCACCACCGCCACCAUGCUACCAACGCCAUCAACAUCACACGUCAAUUAUGCUCACAUAUACGAGCCAGCCGAAGACUCGUACUUGCUCCUCGACACUCUCUCUUCCAGUUCCGAGGCCACCUUUCUGCACAACCGUUUUCCAGCAACUGCACCAUCACCACUGGUCCUCGAGGUGGGUCCGGGAUCUGGCGUCGUCCUGGCCUUUGCGACAGCCAAUGCCAAUCACAUCAUAGGACGGAUCGAUGCAGUCAGUAUAGGAGUGGAUGUCAAUCCCUUCGCCUGCACUGCCACCGCACAGACGGUACAAGGCGCGAUCAAAGACGCUCACCCCGGAAAGACUGCCAACUUUCUCGACAGCAUAUGCGGCGACCUCACCACCUGUCUCCGGCCCAGUUCCGUUGAUGUGCUCAUCUUCAAUCCGCCGUACGUGCCCACAGAGGAGCUACCAGCGCAAUGGAACGACCAGUCGGACUACCAGUCGCUCUCACGUACGGCUCGCUUCGAUCGAGACUCACAUCUGUUGUCAUUGUCGUAUGCGGGAGGAGCAGAUGGUAUGGAGACGACGGAUCGGCUGCUGGAACAGAUCCCGGAAGUGCUGAGCCAUCGUGGAGUGGCGUACAUUCUUCUGUGCAAGCAGAACAGGCCGGAGGAAGUUGCAAGGAGGGUUCGAAGCUGGCCGAGGUCAUGGCAGGCCGAGAUUGUGUCUUCCAGUGGGAAGUCGGCAGGGUGGGAGAAGCUCUGCAUCCUGCGAAUCUGGCGUUCAUAGUUCCAUCAACCGGUUGACAUAUUCGGUUCAAUCAGAUUCCUAUUCCAAUUCGGUCCGAUCAUACUCGCCCCUAUAGUGGAAGUCGCUCAACCCCUCAUUCCACGGCUCAUUCGCAGAGAACAUGGAGUCAUCUCUUCCAUUGUGACUCUUGCUCGGAUCCCCCAUCAAUAGAUCAUCACUCAACCAUUCAGUCCCGUCUUUCUGACGUGACUGCACCUCGCCCUUUAUGCCCGCGCAGGGGAUGACAGCGUUCCCAUACCCCGGCCACAGAUUAAUGUCAAAAUCCUCGCCAUCGUCUGCGACCCGAUCCAUCACGCAACCCGUCUUAUACAACACGACGUCAUUCAAUUUCUGGCCCCGAUGGGCAUAAUUGAUGUGAUCCAGAUACAAAUCGAUUCCAUGGUAUACACCACCUCCACCUUGCACGACUCCGAGAAACACGCAAAAGAGACAUUUGAACGAAAACUGUCCUUUGACGACCACUUUUUGCACCACAUGUGAUUUUGCCAGAAAUCUCCAACGUACUCUGAUGCCCUUUGCCGAGGAAGUAAAUACUCUCCGCCAGAUGAGUUCGACAUCGGUGUGAGCGUGAGAGGAGCGGAACAAGCACGAUUUGGCGUUACAUGCGAGGAAGUAGGGGGCGGCAGCGUAUACUCCCGGAUGACGGGACCACGGCUCGACUUGUUUGUGUGCGGUGAAGGCUCCCUUUUUAUCGCCAUUUUGAAGUUUCCAGGACGAUUUGCAGAGGCCGAGAAAUUCGUUGUCCGGGCAUGGUUGAGGCGCUGUUGCAGCUCCUCCAGAGGCAUGGGAAUUGGAGGCUCCAAGACCUGCGGCCAUGCCGGCGCCGAAACUGGCGAAGCUCGGGGCAAUACUAGCUGUGCGAACGCCAUUCAGAGUGAGGUUGGGAGAGGAGGGUGGUGCGAGGGAAUUGGUAUUGGAGAUUGCGUGAUGGAGGGCGGUGAAGUUCUCGAUAUCGCUGGACGAGGUGGCGUUGGGAGCGAGAGAAAGGGUUUCCCGGCGUUCGUUCGGAGAGGGACGAGCACCCCAAAUUUCGGACGGAUUAUCCUCCCAGUCCUCGUAGGUGAAGCGUGCUUCUCGGGUGGCGGUGCUAUUGUUGCCAUUAUUGUUGUUAUUCGUGACAUGAGAAGAAGCUGUGUUGGAUCGAUCUCGCGUAGGUCUAUCGUGAGAGUGUCUUGCCCCAAGAUCUUCCGAGGGACGCAGGGCAAGAGGGACUGUCGUUGUUGUCGUUGCUGUUGAUGAUGCGGUGCUGGUCGGUGCUGUGGCCUCUGCUAUAGCAUCCGGGAGGUUCUUGUCGGUGGUGCUGUUCGUACGAGUGUGCUUCAAAAAGUGUAGGAGAGAGUUUCGCUUCUUGUGUCGCUGCUGUACAUCUUGCACUUCUUCUGCGCCCGAGGUGGCAUCGCCGUCGUCGGAAGGUGACACGCGAAAGUCCCUCUGCCAUGUUGGAUGUUUUUUGAGUUCACUCGGUCGCUGGGCUGGGUGUUGGAAGGAGAGUGGGGGCUGUGGCUGAGAGAGGGUUCGCUCUGAUCGUGACUUGAGGGGUAUUUCAGCGACGGGAGGCUGCAGUGGUGGUGUUUGUGUGGGUGUGUGUACUCCCAGCUCGGUCCUGCUGGAGUGGGGAGAAUGAAAGUCUUCUCUCGAGGUGCCAUGGAUCAGCCUCUGCUUGAAUUCGUGCAACACGGCAAUGGUCUUGUCUCUUCCUCCAUCAGCGGCGUCGACUAGGUAGGUGAAGUCGGUAAUGGCAUAGUCGUCGUCGAAGGCGGCGUGGCGCAGCUUCUCCAGCAGACUCGCCUGCAACUGUAUUGUGACCUGCUGCAACUGAAUGAUGGCAAUGUGGUCUCCCUCUUGAAAGGCCUUCCCAAAGCGAGCCAGUCCUCGCUGCUUCUCUUUCUCAAUCUCGUCGGGGGCCGCAUCGAUGCUCUCCUCCAGUAGUCGCGGCGGGGGCGGGGCUCGUUUCAGGGCGCGCUUUCUCUUGAUCUUGUCGAGGAUGGCGGAGCCGUCGUAGAAGGCCUGCUUGGUAGCAUCGAGACAGGUCUGUAUGCGGUUACUCCGCCCGUUAGCGAUUAUCAGCCAUAGCUAUGGUCGAGGCAAGGCAGGUUGCGGGAUUAGGCAGGUCAGGUAGUGGCAUGCAUGCACGUAUGCGACCAUAGGUGCAUGACAUUUGGGGCACUACGACGUGAGAGAAGUCGACUACAGCCCGAGGUCCCUGUCCAUGGCAUAAUAUGGCAUGCAUGCACUGGCACUGGCACUGCACUGCACUGCACUGCACUGCACUUGCACUUGCACUGGCACUGGCAUUUGCACUGCUACUGACCGUGAUGCUGACUGCCAUGUCUGCUCUGGCACUAUCCGUCAAGGCGGCCAUGUUGGAGGCUGACCUCAGGCAUGCAUUCAGGUGGGAAGACGGGCAGGGCAGGCUGAGGGGAGGUGGUGGAGCGAGUCGGACAGGUCAGAGGCC
Molecule: messenger RNA, 3520 nt
Organism: Sphaerulina musiva SO2202
Lineage: Eukaryota; Fungi; Ascomycota; Dothideomycetes; Mycosphaerellales; Mycosphaerellaceae
Exons: 2
Coding region: 292-1044 (250 amino acids)
Biological process (GO): methylation
Cellular component (GO): eRF1 methyltransferase complex
Molecular function (GO): S-adenosylmethionine-dependent methyltransferase activity; nucleic acid binding; protein methyltransferase activity
Source: RefSeq, a predicted model, not a curated record